UUUUCAGUAACUUUGUCGUCACCAUCUACAGCCGCGAAAGCAUAUACAGAGAGAGAGAGAGAGAGAGGGAUGGGCGAUGGUAGAAAGUUGAAGAGGGAAGAACCAGAGAGAGAACACGCUGCCGAAGAAUCUCGAACCAAUGCUGUUAGAGAAAUGUCUUCGGAGGCUGAAGUUAUUGAGCAGAGAUUGAAUUCUUUUCUUGGUCAACUCCAAGUAGAAUUUGGCAUCCUUGAUAGAGUUGUGUACAAAAACAAGAAUCAACACCGGCGCUGCUCUUAUUUUCAGUACCUUAUAAGGGUGAGGAGAGAUUUGAGGCUUCUUCAAUCAGUUCAUUUAGAGGAGAUUUUGAGCUCCUCCUUUCUAGUUCUCCAUGGGACAAGACCAAGGCAGAAGGUGCAGCUUCUGGAAAGUUUAAAGAGGAGGAAAUGCAAUGGUGGGAAAUAUAAUUUUUUGGAGCAACUUCUGGGAGCUGCACGCCUACUAUCACAAAAAAUGUAUGAUCUGUGUGCAAAUUGCAACUUAACUGCAAACAGAGAAAUUUCUACAUUGCUUGCUCGGUCAUUCUUCAUGGGAUUCUCUCUAACAGUUCUGGCUUUGCUUGCACGUGUACGAGUUUUAGUGCAACAGAUAUUACUUGAUGUUGUAAAGGUUUUCAAUAUGGUGUCUUCCUUCUCUCAGCAGCAUCAUUCUGUAAAAUUAGCUCAAGAGGGAUUUGAGGUCUUCAGAGAAUAUUAUCCAACAAAACAACAAACUGUGUUGCUGGACUGUGAGUGGGAAAAAGAUAAAUUUAUAUUGCGUGAAAGGAUCUGUGGGAACAAGACCAUGUCCGGUGACAGAGAUACUGGAGAAGUCCCUCUGGGAACAUCUGGAAUUCAGUACCAAAGUAUUGAGGCCAUGCUUGGUGAUGAUGUAUGCUGGAAGCCAGAUCUUAGCUGCAUUCCUGAAGAAGGUUCUGCUCAAAUAAAGGCCAAUAACACUAGCUUGGAAGGUCCUGUUGAUGAUAACCGGGUGGAGAAUUGUGUGGGAGUGGAAGAAGGUUCUGCUAUGGCUCAAUCUCCCAGCGAGACCAAGACCCUGGCCUGUGAAAUCGGCUUGCCUACAGGCUUGAGCUCGUCUCCAAGUUCUUGUCCUCUAAAGACUGAGUCCGGAUCAAGGAACAAAGUUGCAUUUGUAUCCGUAAACAAGCCUGCAACAUCAACCGCGACAGCAAAUGUAAAAGUUGCAUUUGUAUCCGUAAACAAGCCUGCAACAUCAACCGCGACAGCAAAUGUAACGGGGAUCCCUGUAGAGGGAACUGAGAGCCAGAUUAAGGACGAAGAAGAUCCAUUCUUCAGUCUACUUACCGGUGGAAACAUGAAGAGUAGCCUGUUUUGAGUACUGAUAACUAGAUGGAAAGCCAGCAACUUGUCCUUUUAUCGGUUGCCAAGCUGAAAAUCUUGUGUUAUCUGACCUAUUUUGGCCCUUCCCAUGGCUGUUACACCUCUUGGUUCUCUAAUUUUGUUGUAUAAAUAUCAAUUUUGUUAAGUGUAUUUGAUUGAUUCGGAUUUAUAGAGAUUUUGAUUUCUUUGUUA
Molecule: messenger RNA, 1571 nt
Organism: Diospyros lotus (date-plum)
Lineage: Eukaryota; Viridiplantae; Streptophyta; Magnoliopsida; Ericales; Ebenaceae
Exons: 8
Coding region: 70-1374 (434 amino acids)
Source: RefSeq, a predicted model, not a curated record